Molecule: messenger RNA, 948 nt
Organism: Panicum virgatum (switchgrass)
Lineage: Eukaryota; Viridiplantae; Streptophyta; Magnoliopsida; Poales; Poaceae
Product: BTB/POZ and MATH domain-containing protein 1-like
Exons: 2
Coding region: 1-948 (315 amino acids)
Biological process (GO): protein ubiquitination
Molecular function (GO): protein binding
Source: RefSeq, a predicted model, not a curated record
AUGGGAGCCAGCAUGUUCGACUACUGUAGCUUCACGCAUCAGUUCAUGCUCAACUACGAGGAGACGAGGAACGUCGCCAUCGGGCACGCCGUCAGCUCCGGCGACAUCUCUGCUGGGGGGCACCUCUGGAGGGUCAAAUGCUACCCGCGUGGGGAUAAAGAAGAGACCAAGGGCGAGUACCUGUCCAUCUACCUCCAUCAUCUGAGCGAAUCCAAAGACGCCAUAGCUAUCUUUAAGAUGGACAGAGACGGUGCUCCGUCCUCGUACCAUAGAAACAGGAGCGCGCGUAUCUACGCAUCAGAGGAUAAUUGGGGUUGGCGAAAGUUCGUGAACCGAAGCCUCCUCGAGUCGCUGUACGUGACGGAUGGAUCCUUCGUCGUCAUGUGUGUAGUCAAGGUCGUGCCUGACAACCCCUUAGAAGACGACCCGCCCUCCGACAUGCGGAGCCACCUUGGCGCCCUGCUGGAUUCCGGGGACGGCUCCGACGUGUCGUUCGUCGUCGACGGCGAGGAGUUCCGCGCCCAUCGGGCGGUGCUCGCCGCCCGCUCGCCGGUCUUCAAGGCGCAGCUCCUGGGAUCCAUGGCGGACGGCAAGAUGGCAUCCAUCACCUUGCAUGACCUCGCGCCCGCGACGUUCAAGCUCAUGCUUCGGUUCAUCUACACCGACUCAGUCCCUGAAGACGGCUUGCUCACCUGGGAUGCUCCAACUGCAACGGAGAAGCUCCAAGAUCUGCUUGCCGUCGCCGACCGCUACGCGCUUGACCGCCUGAAGCUCAUGUGUGCCAGGAGGUUGUGGGAUGAUGUGUCCGCUGAUACGGUUGGUGCAGAAGUUCCCGUCGAUUCUCGGCGAGCUCAGGCUCAGGGUGAAGGUCGGGGCAUAGUGACAUUCAAUCAUAUGCGGACGAUGCGUUCAAUUCGAGACUCGUCGUUAGUAGGGCACGCGCAAUGA